Molecule: messenger RNA, 1020 nt
Organism: Brassica oleracea var. oleracea
Lineage: Eukaryota; Viridiplantae; Streptophyta; Magnoliopsida; Brassicales; Brassicaceae
Exons: 1
Coding region: 30-860 (276 amino acids)
Source: RefSeq, a predicted model, not a curated record
CUCUCAGUUCCUCUUUCUGACAGCUGAAAAUGACAGAAGUUCCCUCGUACAUGAUUCACAACCCUAAAUUUGAACCUUACAAGCCCAAAAAACGAUAUUCUUAUUCUUCUUCUUCGUUGCUCUCGAUCCUCCUAUCGAUCUUCACUUACGUCUUGAUCUUUUACGUUUUCGAAGUAUCUCCAUCGUCUAUCUUCAAAGACACAAAGGUUUUGUUCUUCAUCUCCAACACUCUCAUCUUCAUCAUCGCCGCUGAUUAUGGCGCUUUCACUUGUAAGGAGAAGCCCGACUUCUACGGUGAAUAUACCAUGGCGGCGGCAGCGAUGAGAAGCCGUGCAGAUCAUAACUAUUCUCCAGUUCCUGACUUCACAUACGGAGAAAACGCUAGACAUGAUAAAAACUCUGGCGGCAGAGAAAAAAUCAAGAUCCCUAAAGAUGUCGUGGAGUAUAAGGAAGAAGAACCGGUGGUAAAAGAGAUAGUCAGUGUUUCUUCGCCUCCUGAGAAAAUAGUACGGGAGGUGAGUGAGGAGAAGCCGAGAGACGUUGUGGCUAUCAAGAAAUACAAACCGUUUAGUGAGCAAACAGUUGAAGCUUGCCACACAAGAAACCAUGUGUACCGUAGAUCUUACGAACGAACUAAAUCAGAUAAAGCACGGGUGAAGACAGCCAAAAGUAAAAACUAUCGUCGAAGCGAAUCGGUUAGCUCGAAAUGGAUGGUUGUUCCAGAGAAAUGGGAGAACGUUGAAGAAGAAUCUGAAGAGUUCUCAAAGAUGUCGAACGAGGAGUUGAACAAGAGAGUCGAAGAAUUCAUACAAAAGUUCAAUAAACAGAUGAGAUUACAGUCACGAGUUUCGUCUACAUGAUCUGAAUUGCCCAUAGCAUAUAAAGUUAGUAAGAACUCUUGUUUUAUUUUGUUGUUAAGAGUUCUUUGUUUUUGGUUAAUACUUCGUGAUCGGAUGACGUUUUUGGCAGUCGUCGGUAUAAACUAAUAAUAUAAGACAUGAAAGCAUAAUAGUUACUGAU